CUCUUCAUCCCGCUGUAUUUUAUCUGCCUGCUUUUAUUCGUUGCUUCUUGCGCCACCGCGCCGCUUCCUCUCCUCGCCGCCCCACCUCUCUUUCUAGGGUUCGGUUCCUCCGUAAAUCCCCGCCUCACAUUCGUCGCCGGAAACGUAGCCGGAUGGAAGGACGCGGGUUCUGGCAGUACAUGGUAGCCGGGUCCGUCGCGGGCAUGGCGGAGCACAUGGCGAUGUUCCCUGUCGACACCCUCAAGACCCGGAUGCAGACAGUGGCCGUGUCUUCCACUUCCUCGUGUUGCCCUCGUGGACAGUCUAACGUCGGCAGUUUGCUCGCCUCCAUCGUCCGCUCCGAGGGCCCUUCCGGCCUCUACCGUGGCAUCGCCGCCAUUGGCCUCGGCGCCGGCCCCGCCCACGCCGCCUACUUUGCUGUCUAUGAAAUCUGCAAAGGCCGCCUCGGUGGCGAUCGCCAUGAUGGCUAUCACCAUCCUCUCAUUCAUGCCGCCUCCGGGGUGGCCGCCACCGUCGCCAGCGACACCGUAUUCACGCCUAUGGACGUUGUCAAGCAGCGCCUUCAGCUACGCUCGAGCCCCUACAGCGGAGUGAGGGAUUGCAUAGUUAGGAUGCUGAGGGACGAAGGGAUCAAGUCGUUCUAUGCCUCGUAUCGGACAACUGUCCUUAUGAACGCGCCAUUCACCGCUGUUCACUUCAGCACAUAUGAGGCAGUGAAAAAAAUUCUCUUUGAGAUCUCGCCGGAGAAUUCGAGUGAAGAAAGGCUUGUGGUUCAUUUGACAGCAGGUGGCUCGGCAGGUGCUCUUGCUAGCGCUUUGACCACUCCGCUAGAUGUGGUCAAGACAAGGCUGCAAUGCCAGGGUGUAUGUGGCGCGGAUAAGUUUGGUAGUAGUUCAGUCCACAUGGUCAUGAAGAAAAUAGUCGCAAAGGAAGGGCCUAGAGCCCUGUUGCAAGGUUUGAAACCCAGGGUGCUAUUUCAUACCCCGGCUGCUGCAAUAUGCUGGUCCACAUACGAGGCUGUGAAAAGUUUCCUUCAGAAGAACACUCACGAGAGCUCUUCAUAGUGACUUCGCUGCAGAAGCGCUCGCCGCCGAUCAAAUGUUCGAACACUAAUUUUGCCACCUAGAGAAAUAGCUGCCCUGGAAGAACUAUCAUACAUAUUUAUUUCACACCAUAGUUUUGAUCCUCGGAAAAGGAAGAGAAUUGUGUCCAUAUCUGGAUACGAGAGUGAGCAAGAUUUCUGAAUUAGGUGGCAUUGUUUUUAUGUUUGUUAUGAGAACGAUGCUCAUGCACAAUUCUUAAUACCCCAAAACACGUAGAUAGAACUGAUGAGAUUUUAUUUUGCAUUUGAGAGAAUUCAUGUGAGUUUUAGGAAGCUCAUGUUUGAUUAAAUAUCUUCAUGAUAACUGGCAGGUUUUGGAUUCUAUGUACUAUAUUCAUUUAGAUGAUUUAUAUCUUUAAUAUGAGUUGAAUAUUGAAUA
Molecule: messenger RNA, 1481 nt
Organism: Zingiber officinale
Lineage: Eukaryota; Viridiplantae; Streptophyta; Magnoliopsida; Zingiberales; Zingiberaceae
Product: mitoferrin-like
Exons: 2
Coding region: 153-1064 (303 amino acids)
Biological process (GO): iron import into the mitochondrion
Cellular component (GO): mitochondrial membrane
Molecular function (GO): ferrous iron transmembrane transporter activity
Source: RefSeq, a predicted model, not a curated record